UUAUAAAAGUGCCCCAAACGGGGGUGGUGGGGAAGGAGGGGACCGAUGCCUUAGGAGCAAUCAGAGACCGGUCUGCGCGACCUGCCAAGUCACUGGCUCUGCCUAGGACCCAGAAAUGAGAACACUCCCGAGACUGGUGGAUCUGUCCCUCCUCUGGAGAAAGGAUGCGGGCACCCGAUCUAAGGUGCAGAAUCAAGGGUCCGGCUGUCUGAGAGCGCUAAGAAGCAGAAGCCUCCUAGGUGUUGGUGGCAGGCAGGGUCACCAGGCUUGGGGAUCCGGAGGCCUGGCGGAGAGAUAUACCAAGGGCGGCAGCGGGGAAUCAGAAGGCGAGCUAGGAAGCCGCCGAGACUCAGAGAACUCAGGAGCGCUGUUGGGACCUGUGAGGGGUCGGAUGUAAGGGGCUGGCUGGGACGACCCUAGCCCAGAGUUCCCUUCUGGUCUACAGAGACGUCCUCUGGACUCGGCGAAGAAAGGAGUGAGUUGAGUGGCUUUCCAGCCUCAGCGGUGCGGAAGUGCAGCAAUGACGGAAGAACCAGAGCGGCCUGUACGGCCUCGAACUCAGGGUAGGGUCCUGUUCCUGGUCAUCUUUGCAGCUGGCAUUGGUGGAACUUUUCAGUUUGGCUACAACCUUUCCAUUAUCAAUGCUCCAACCUUGCAUAUUCAGAAAUUCACCAAUGAAACAUGGCAAGCACGCACUGGAAAACCACUGCCUGACCACAUGGUUCUGCUUCUAUGGUCCCUCAUUGUGUCUCUUUUCCCCAUGGGGGGACUUUUUGGAGCCCUGCUUGCAGGACCCAUGGCCAUUAAGCUGGGAAGGAAGAAGUCGCUCCUGGUGAAUAACAUCUUUGUGGUGGCUGCAGCGUUAUUAUUUGGCUUCAGCCACAAAGCAGGCUCCUUUGAGAUGAUCAUGCUGGGAAGACUGCUCAUGGGAGUCAGUGCAGGCGUGAGCAUGAACGUUCAGCCUAUGUACCUGGGGGAGAGUGCUCCCAGUGAACUCCGAGGAGCAGUGGCCAUGACCUCAGCCAUCUUCACAGCCCUGGGGAUCGUGAUGGGACAGGUGGUCGGAUUGAGGGAGCUGAUGGGUGGCCCACAGGUAUGGUCCCUUCUGCUGGCCAGUUGCCUGGUGCCUGGGGUACUCCAGCUCGUCUCAUUGCCCCUGCUUCCUGAGAGCCCACGCUACCUCCUCAUUGACUGUGGAGACACAGAGGCCUGCCUAGCCGCUCUGCAGCUGCUGCGGGGCACCCAGGAUGUGGCAGAGGAGAUGGAAGAGAUGGAGGAGGAGCGUGCUGCCUGCCAGGGCCGCCAGGCACGGCGCCCAUGGGAGUUGUUCCAGGACCGGGGCCUGAGGAGGCAAAUGACAAGCCUUGUGGUGCUGGGCAGUGCCAUGGAGCUCUGUGGGAAUGACUCGGUGUAUGCCUAUGCCUCCUCAGUGUUCCGGGAGGCAGGAGUGCCUGAAGAGAAAAUCCAGUAUGCCAUCAUUGGAACUGGGAGCUGUGAGCUGUUUGCAACUUUUGUUAGCUGCGUGGUGAUUGAGAGGGUGGGUCGGAAGGUGCUGCUGGUAGGGGGAUACUCUCUGAUGACCUGCUGGGCCAGCAUCUUCACAGCUGCGCUGUGUCUGAAGAGCUCCUUCCCCUGGAUGCCCUAUCUGGCCAUGUCCUGCGUCUUUGCUUUCAUCCUCAGCUUUGGCAUCGGCCCUGCUGGAGUAACGGGAAUCCUGGCCACAGAGCUGUUUGACCAGACAGCCCGACCUGCUGCUUACAUGGAGAGCCUGUCCCACUUCCUCUUUGUUCCUUUCCUCUGUGUCUGCGUCUGUGGAGCCAUCUACGCUGGAUUGUUCCUCCCUGAGACCAAAGGCAAGACAUUCCUGGAGAUCUCUGAGGAAUUACACAGACUCAGCUUGCCCAUGCGGGCCCAGGGCCCCACAAGGAGCAGCAGGGAGGUCAUCCAGUCCACAGAGCUAUAGCUGCACAGUUGUGGCAGGUGCUAAAGGUGGCUGCUGCCCUGUCCUUUGCUUUUCAGAAUGACUUGCAUUUUAACGAGUGUUUAUUCAGGACCUACUCUGUGCAGGCAUGGUACCAGGUGUUUAGCAAUUAUUGGUGAGCCAGGGAGGCAGGACAUGCAACCACUUGAUGCUCAAUGUCUAAAGAUAACCAACAGGAAACCAAUUAAAACAUUACUUGUCGGAAUGCAGUGGAAGAGAAAUACAGGUGGUGCUGGGACCCUGACCUGGUCUGGGAGGAGGUGGUCAGAAAAGGAUUUUCUGAGAAACCGAUUUUUGAAAUCAACUUUAUUGGAAUAUAAUUUACAUACAAUCAUAUGUAUCCAUUUUAAGUAAACACCUGCUGAGUUGCGACAGAUGUAUACACCCAUGAAAUACCACUAUAAUCAAGGUAGACCAUUCUCAUCACCUCCAAAGCACCCUUAUACCCGUUGGCUAUCAAUAACCCACUCCACCCCCUACCCCAGGCAACCACUGAUCUGUUUUCUGCCACUAUCAGUCAGAUUUGCCUUUUUUAUACUUUUAUAUAAUUCUAUAUUAUUUGUACACAUUUGUGUCCAGCUUUCUUUGGAUAAAGUUUAGUUGCAUGUGUUAGUAUACAUUCCUUUGUGUUGCUGAGUAGUUAUCCCCUGUAUGGAUAUACCAUGAUUUGUUUAUCCCUUUGCCUGUUGGGGGCUGGGGAUAUAGCUCAGUUGGUACAGUGCUUUCCUUGCAUGCAUAAGGCCCUGGAUUCAAUUCCCAGCACUGCCAAAAAAAAAAAAAAAGUCCCUUUGGUAGACAUUUGGAUUACUUCUAAUUCUUGGCCAUCAUGAAUAAAGCUGCUGUGAAUAUUCCUAUGCAAAUUGUUGGAUACAUGUGUAUUUUCAUUUUCUGUGCAUCUGUUUGGGCUGCUAUAACACAGUAUCAUAGACUGGGUGGCUUAUAAACAAUGGAAAUAUACUCCUCAUAAUUCUGGAGGCUGGAAAGACCAGGGUUAAGGGCCCACUUCCCGGUUUAUAAACAUUUGUUUUCUCGCUGUAACCUCCCAUGGCAGAAGUGAAGAGCUUCAUCUCUUUUAUAAGGCACUAGUGGAUCCCAUUCAUGAAAGCUCUACCCUCAUGACCUAAUCACGUUUUAAAGGCACAACUUCCGAAUACCAUCAUAUUAGGUAGCAAGAAAUCUCUAGAGAGUAAUAUUUAUUUGGGAAUGACAGAGCAUUGCAAUGGGAAUAUGUGGGCCAAUACUAAACUAUGGGUGCAUUCAAGAAGGUCAGACAAGUAGUUUUUAUAGGGAAAAAAGGAAAAUUUUUUGGUGAGCUGCGUGGAUAAAAAGUAUUCAUUGGUCUGUUUUGCAAGGUGAUUAUAGUAGUGUUUUAUACUCUCACUAGCAGUGAUUUGAGAGUUCUGGAUACUCCAAAUCAUCAAUACUUGGUUGGUAUUGUCAAUCUUUUCAAUUUGGCCAUUCUAGUGAGUGUGUAGAAAGUAGUGUCUCUUUGUGCUUUAAUUAUGGUAUUUCCUUGAUGACUAAUAAUGUUGACCACCUUUUCAUGUGUUUAGUAUGACCAUUUAUCUGCUUUUGUGAAGAAUCCUUUCAUAUCUUUUGUCUACUAUUUUUAUUGAGUUGCCUUAUUUUUUUAAUUAACAAGCAUUUUUAUUAACUUUUUUUUGAAAAAUUGAUUAUGAGUUUAAUAUUAUAUUUUUAAUAUUAUAUUUUUACCUGGGCGACACAUUUAGAGGUUCUUAGGAAUAAGAAUCAAAAUAGUCAUUAAUGUAACUAGACUACAUAGUUGUAUCAAAAAAGAGAAAAAAAAUCAGUGUUUUGUAACUAAGUCUGAGUUUAGAAUAUAUCACCUGCUUUAAAUAAUAUUUAAAUCCUAAAAGAUGAAAGACAUUUUGCAGGAGAAAACAGCCUCAAGAAGGAAACAUUACAAAAGAUAUAAUAAUAAUUACUUUGAAUCAAAUUUAUGAAUCAACUUCUUUCUCCAAACAAGAUUCCAUGUCUCUAAAGAACACAGGUUUCUAAUUCCAGAAAGAUAGUUGUCAAAACUUUAAAUACUUCUCUAACAAUUACAUUCUCUAUCUGGAUCAAACUUUUACCGCCCAACAUUUCUUGCCAUUUGUUUUAUUGUCAGCAAAGCCUAGGUGCCGGACUUUGUGAACUAUGACACAGCUAGACCUUUAAGUAAUUAUUAUAACUAAUAUAUCUAAUAGUUAUUUGCUAAGAGUAAUAGAAUGAUAUACACAAACCCCUUAUGAACUAAAAUAGUACUUCUGCACACUUUUAUUUGCAAGAGUUUUAUUAACCCAGAAUACACUCAAGGGGUUUGGAAAACCCUUUUGACUUUCAUUUCUAAUCUGUAUAGGCCUAUUAAUAACCAAAUUUAUUAAGUUAUGACAGUUUGAACUGCAUAACAUUUCUUAAAAUUUCCUUCUUGAGCUCUGUAUUACCUCAAAAAGCAAUCUAUUCACUAAUGGUCUGUUAAACAUAAAUAAAUAUUUAAUACCAAUAAAAUACAAUAUAUAAUCAACAUUGUAUAACAAAAAUUAUCAAGCUCUACUUGAAAGCCUUAAAAAAUGACUCUGGAAGAAUUAAGCUAUUUUAUUUAAUAUGUAAUAGAUAGUUGGCAUAAAGCAAAGUUUAUGUAUUUAGUUUUCUCAUAUUUUAUUGUAUUUCCACAAACCAUUAAGAUAUAACUUUAGGUAUUUUUCCAUCAGUAAGGCCAGAUAUAGAUGAUUUCUUUUUAUAGGUAACUGAAGGUUUUAACAGGGUUUAGACUGAAAAAUCAGGUACCAUUUAGUCAUAACAUCAUAUAAAGACCUUUAAUCAGGAAAAAGAUUUUUAACAUUAUUGCUUAAGUCUUAUAAACAUGUUGAAUUUUAACCAAAUUGAUACCUCUCCAGUCUUGUUUCCUUUACUCUUAAGUCAUACUUUUUGGCAAAUAUAUAGGUAAUGAUGUAAUUUUAAAAUUAAAUUAACUGUGAAUAAAUUCUAAUUUGUUGGUCAGUGCAUAUAUUUUGCCCCCACUUUACCUAGUAUAUUCCUCCUGGAAAAAGUGACUGUCCCACAUGAAAACAACAACAACAACAACAAAAAAAAAAUG
This is a messenger RNA of Marmota monax (woodchuck), 5078 nucleotides long. RefSeq names its product solute carrier family 2 member 11 (gene Slc2a11). Gene Ontology annotation, biological process: monosaccharide transmembrane transport. The record is from RefSeq and is a predicted model, not a curated record. Gene Ontology annotation, molecular function: hexose transmembrane transporter activity. Gene Ontology annotation, cellular component: membrane. The transcript has 12 exons. Lineage: Eukaryota; Metazoa; Chordata; Mammalia; Rodentia; Sciuridae. The coding region runs from base 521 to 1963 and encodes 480 amino acids.